This is a messenger RNA of Dentiscutata heterogama, 1086 nucleotides long. The record is from the annotation of a GenBank genome assembly. NCBI's taxonomy places the organism in Eukaryota, Fungi, Glomeromycota, Glomeromycetes, Diversisporales, Gigasporaceae.
AUGCAGGCCGAAGAUGUAAAAGCAUUUGAUCGUGAUAAAGCUAUAGGAUAUUUUAGACGCUGCUUAGAAUUUCUUCCAAAACAAUAUGAAAGUAAUGACACUCAUAGAAUGACAUUGGCUUUUUAUUCUUUAUCAGGGUUGGAUCUAUUGGGCGCCCUUGAAACAGAAUUUACACAAGAACGAAUAAACAAUUGGAUUGAUUGGAUAUAUGCACAACAAAUUUUGCCUGACGAAAAUAAUCCUGAGCUUAAUGAAAGGAUUUGUGGUUUCAGGGGUUCUCCAUUUUCGGGUCUACCGUAUAACCCAAACGGAGUAAAUUCAGACUUUAUAAUAGGUUGUCGCGCGUCAAGAUUACCGUUCGAUGCAUCAAACCUUGCAAUGACUUAUACUGCCCUGGCUUCUUUACUCAUAUUAGGAGAUGAUUUGUCACGUGUAGACAAAUCUGCCAUAAUUAAUGCAAUGAAAUUUCUGCAAAAGGAAGAUGGAAGCUUCACUCAAACAUAUCAAGGCAUGGAAUCUGACAUGCGGUUUGUGUAUUGUGCAUGUGCCAUAUCAUAUAUAUUGGACGAUUUCAGUGGGAUUAACAUAGAUAAGGUUGUUCAAUAUAUAAAAGAAAGUCAGUCAUAUGACUACGGUAUUGGUCAAGGGCCUGGCGAAGAGUCACACGGAGGAUCAACAUAUUGUGCUAUUGCCUCACUUUAUCUUCUAAACAAACUCGAUGAAGGGCUUUUGUCAAAAGAUAAAACAAUAUUCUGGCUUAUAUCACGCCAAGAAAGUGGAUUUCAAGGACGAGCUAAUAAACCACCUGAUACAUGCUAUUCAUUUUGGAUUGGUGCAUCGUUAAUGAUAUUAGAUUCUUUUGAAUUUAUUGAUUAUGACCAGAAUUAUAAUUUUUUAAUGGAAACUAAAUCACCACUUGGUGGAUUUUCAAAAUGCCCUGGAUAUUAUCCCGAUGUAAUGCAUGCAUAUAUGGGAGUGGGGGGAUUGUUAUUUAUGGAAGAACCAAAAAAAUUAGACCCUGCAUUGAAUAUAUCAUUCAAAGCAAAAGAAAAUUUAUUAUGUAAAAGUGUAUUUAAAAGAGAAUGA